UGUCAAUCUAUAAAGAUAGAUUCAUUCAUAAAAACUACUAUUCCAACCAUAAAUGAACAAAGGAAAGGAGCACCAUAGUUGUGUUCUAUGUGGCUCAAAAUUGGAAUCUAAAGAGGCACUGCAGGAACAUUUCAGGAAACAUGCAAAUAAGGAAAUCGACACUCGUGGUCGUCCAGCAAAACAAAAGCCAAAUGCUGAAACUAGGUGCGAUAUUUGUGGGGAGUCGUUUGAUUCAAUACCUGCCACCAUAAGGCAUAAGUUUAAAGUGCAUCCAAACUCACCAACAAAGUUUUACUGUCAUCACUGCGGCAUGCAGUUUCCAUUGAAGACACAUAGGGAUAAUCAUCAAGUGACACACGAUCCUGAAGAGAGUGUGAAUGACAAACGGCACAAGAAAUGCGAAGAAUGUAAUGUCUUGUUUUACAAUGAAAAAGCUCUUGAUUAUCAUUACCGAUCCAUACAUAAGAGGCUCGUACACCUAUUUCAACCGAUUGCUACUCCACCACCAAGCAAUAAAAUCAAAGUUAAUUCAAUGAACGAUGCUCUUAGUGUCUAUUACUGUCACUUGUGUGGCGCAGAAUAUGUGAUCAAAUUUAAUCUCCAGCGGCACCUUGAACAGGCACACACGCAGGAAGAGAGGGAAUCUGUACCAGAAGACCUAAUAAAGUGUACCAUGUGCGCAGCCCUAUUUUGCAGCAAAAAAGCGUAUGAGGUUCACAACAGCUACCACCAGCCCGAUGAUCUCUAUGUUACUUCCGAAGAACAAAGAUUACAAACCAUAACUAAAGUAGAUCAAGACUUUGACAUCAGAAGGGUAGAGCCAGUUGCUGAAAAAUAUGUCCCUAAAAAUACACCUUCCAAGAAACUUGCCAAAUACUGGCCAAAGAAGAAGAAGCUGCCAAGGGUAAAGUCAAAAGGAGAUCGUAACUUUCAGUUGUCAGAAGAAGAUGAAAGUUCAGAAGAUUGCGGUGACUUAGAGGACAGGACCAGGGACGAAGAUUGGAGUGAGUCAAGCGAUACUAGCGACUCAGAAAGUGAUCUACCUCUGGAUCAGAGAAUAAAAUCCAGCUAACGGAGCUCUGAACCCUUCGACUUGGCUUUGCCAUCAUUUACUUCAUUAUUAAUACCAAAUUAUAUAUUAAGAAUAAUUAUAUGUAUCAAUAUAUCGAAUAGUAAUCAUUAA
Molecule: messenger RNA, 1183 nt
Organism: Athalia rosae (coleseed sawfly)
Lineage: Eukaryota; Metazoa; Arthropoda; Insecta; Hymenoptera; Athaliidae
Product: zinc finger and BTB domain-containing protein 41-like
Exons: 6
Coding region: 53-1072 (339 amino acids)
Biological process (GO): regulation of transcription by RNA polymerase II
Cellular component (GO): nucleus
Molecular function (GO): RNA polymerase II transcription regulatory region sequence-specific DNA binding; DNA-binding transcription factor activity, RNA polymerase II-specific
Source: RefSeq, a predicted model, not a curated record